AACAUCACUCGUUCCCGAUUGGAUAAUAUGUGAUGCAGAUUUCAUUAUGUUUUAUCAUCCUUGAAAACCAUUUGCUGAAUUUGUAAAGAAGUUUCUGGAAACUGUGACGUCAAAAUUCUGAUUAACAUAUUGUCUGCGCAUUACACUUUGCUUUCGCAUUUUUAAUCCUUUUGUUAUGUCGUGGUGGUGGGAGAAGUGUCACAGAUAUUCGUUUAUUAGAUUCCGAUUCAAUUUGCAAUUGCUAUACGAUUCUUUUCAAGAAUUUUUAAUUUCCUAAGGAUUGCAAGAAAUAUGCCUUUAAUUAUCAAUUGAAACAAUCAAGGGACAUCAAGAUUAAUUUAAUCUUCUGUGGAUUUCGUUAAAAUAUCGGACAAAGAAAAAAAAUGGCAUCUUCGAACUUCUAGAUUAUCGGCCAUCUUGACGUUCUCUUGCAUGCGUAUUUGAUAUUUUAUGACAAGAACAUCUCAUUUUUCUUUUUUAAUGGGAUCACUUUUAGCCAAAUAUCUGCAGGUCGCAAAAUUGAAAAAUAUUAAGGACAAGUGGCAUCAUUUUGUCGACUUAUUUCAUCCAUUCAUCUCUACAUCAUUUUGUGGAUUCAUCAUUUCAUCCAUUCAUCUCUACAUCAAUGAUCCGAGUAUUGAUAUUUUGAAUGAUGUUGAUGCCAAGUUCGAGAAAGACCCUGAUAGAAUAAUCACGGAACUUGAAUUAAAACAUAAAAAACCUCAAAACGAUUUUAUGAAUAAGCUAUCUUUACCCAAAGGUUCUGAAGCUCCGAGGGAAUUACGAAGAAAAGAAUUUGUUUUAAGAAAUUCAACUUUAACAAAUCUUUGGAGAAGUCCUAAUGUACGCUCUUUAUACAACUUAAUUCUUGCUUUUUUUGUAUUCCUGUACCUGCACAUCGCUAUCUUCUAUUACUUUAAUGUUGAACGGUUAAAAAGAGAUUUAGCAUUGGUUUCAUGGUCAUUUGGUCAGUUUCACAUUGUUACUGCCGUAUGGAUUGGCAUCAACUUAUCGAUUGUUUUCUUUUUACAUCCUGUCUUUCGAUUCUGGGCUUCUUCUAGAGCAUUUGCGAAGAAGAAGGGCCUUUAUGAUUUGAUGUUUUGCACUUUAUUCGUUUUGUAUGAAGCGGCUUUGCUGAUAAUUCCACCAAAAAUAAUCAUAGACUGCAAUAUACCACCCGCAUCAUCUUGCGCGUUAGUAAUGGAACAGUUUAGACUUUUUAUGAAGAGUUAUGCAUUUGUUCGAGAAAACAUUAACAGAGUUUUAAAGUAUAAGCUCCAUCAAGAUGAUGAUGAGGAAUCAAACUCACCUCCUUGUCUAGAAGAUUGGUGGAACUGUACUUCCUAUACAAAAUUUUACCGAUCUUGGAAUAUACUUGUACAUGAUUGGCUGUACUUCUACAUAUAUUGUGAUAUGUACGCUAUUUUGAAAAGCAGAACUGUUGCUAUGUUGUCAGUUUUUCUGCUAUCUGCAAUUGUUCAUGAAUAUAUCGUAGCCGUUUCUCUCAGAUUUAUAUUCCCUCCUUUAUUCACAUUAUUUUACAUAGCUGGUAUUAUAUUCAUUUUUAUGACUCGAAGAAGAACCUCAAACUUCUGGAACUUUUUCCUUUGGUUUACUUUGUUGCUAGGAUAUGGACUUUUACUAGUUUUCUACUCUUUGGAAAUGUCUGCCAGGAUCAACUGCCCGAGGAUUUUAGAUUCUUGGCUAGACUAUGCAGUUCCUCGGUUUCUCCAUUGCAAUGUGAUAUCUUUCCCAGUUUAGCGUAAAAGUUUAGUUAAAAAGUUUUUUAGUAAAAAUAUAACAAUCUAACUCGACCUGUAUUCUAAAUAAAUAGAAUUCCAGACAAUCCAAUGAAAAUUUAAUUUUGGAUAUAUGUCUAACAUGUAUUUGGAAAUAGAGUGCCUCUAAUUUUGGGAGACUUAUUUAAGUAAUAUUGUAAAUUAGAAAUUUUCGAAUAUGUCCAAACUUAUUUGAAUAUCAUUAAGAGUGUAUCUCACUUUCUUUAAUUAUUUUAAACAAACUUUUAAAUCGAUGAAAUUAAGUAUGUCUUACUACUGUAGAUGUAGAAUUCUAGAAACUUUUACAGAAAUGGAAGCUUUCAGGUUUACUAAAUCUUUUUUAAAAUAUUUUAAAUCAGUUAUAUCUGAUUAAUAAUUAUUAAAGAAAGAUAAUUCAACUAAAAAAUACA
Messenger RNA from Argiope bruennichi, 2188 nucleotides. RefSeq names its product sterol O-acyltransferase 1-like. The transcript is spliced from 14 exons. Lineage: Eukaryota; Metazoa; Arthropoda; Arachnida; Araneae; Araneidae. The record is from RefSeq and is a predicted model, not a curated record. Gene Ontology annotation, cellular component: endoplasmic reticulum membrane. Bases 451 to 1761 code for a protein of 436 amino acids. Gene Ontology annotation, biological process: cholesterol metabolic process.